Molecule: messenger RNA, 1641 nt
Organism: Penicillium samsonianum
Lineage: Eukaryota; Fungi; Ascomycota; Eurotiomycetes; Eurotiales; Aspergillaceae
Exons: 2
Coding region: 1-1641 (546 amino acids)
Source: RefSeq, a predicted model, not a curated record
AUGGAGUCGACCACCGGGCCCAUCUUCGAUGAGGCCCAAUAUCGUACCGAUGUCCUCCACCACCCCUCACCGGAAUCCGAAGCAGCGCAGGCGCAACACCUAGCCGAAGAAGCUCAACAACUGGGUCUGAAGGUGCCAGAGAUCGAAGCAUCCGCACCAUUAGCUGCCUCGAUCGCCUCGGGAGUGGUCGAUCUCUCCUCGCCAGCUCUGUCUUCUGGAUCAUCGACCGAUCGGAAUUCGGUGUACGGCUCCGUUACUCCGUCCCACGAGCCGUCCUCCCCCGUGCCAUCCGUCCUCGAUCAGAUCGUUUCGUCGCUGUCGGAUUUCACACUUUCCUCGGAUCGCACUACGGCUUGUAGUACGCGAUCGCUGGCUUCGCUGUCUACGCGCCCGACCUCGUUUUGCUCUAGUGAGGGGAGAACGGGCCUUGUUGGGCAUGGAUAUAAUGAUCCAUUUGAUGAUGCCAGGUCGCAUCGGCAUUCAAUUCUCAGCGUUGCAUCUGCCGACAAGAAGGAGAGGCGACGGAGCAGCUUGAAGUCGGCCAUUGGGAGAAUUCAUUUCCGCAAGAAGCGCACGUCCUCGGCCAUUGACUUGCCCUCGGAAGGGCGCAUGACUGUAUCUACUAGCGACAAAGGCGUUGAACAUGUUUUCUUCGAACCUGAACCGGAAUCUAAUGAGGCUGCCCAUGAGGAUGUCCCCCCGCACGCGAGCAGUGAGGCCUCACUUCUCAGGUUGGAAAUUCCUCACUUCAGCAAAGAGGAGUUACAAAGGACUCUAGACGAUCCGGAGCUAAGUGAGAUCCACGAGCGGCAUCAGAUGGAAAGGAACCGACAUCUUGCUUUCCAAGACGCCGCUCUGAGUACCCUCCGGCGUCGGCACCAGACCGCUAUGUCAGAGCAGCAGUCUGACAACCAGCGCCAGGAGGAUGAGAAACGCGAGAAGAACAUCGAGGCCAUCGCCCAAAUCGAAGAGCGACAACUGGCGGUAGAAAUCGAACAGCAACGCGAGUUCGAUCGAGCCAAAAUGAACUCGCGCACUCGCAUCAAGCAUAUGGAGGGGUAUCUCCGCAAUACCAGUCCACCGCCAUCCCCCGCCGGAACACCGACCAGAGCCGAACGAUCCCAACAAUCAUCGGAAUCAUUAUCGGAAUCCGACUCAACUCCGCCAGCCCGUGUGUUCACUCGCCAACACAUGGAGCAGCUAGAACAACAAUACCAUUGCCACAAAAGCAUGGAUCAGCUUCACGACGCCCGCAUCAAAGUCCUCCGUGACCGCCAAGAAGUCAAGCUGCAGGAAGCUACGGCGCGUAUGGAAAAGGAACUGGAUGAAAUGUGUAACCGACACAUCCAGGAUGUUGCUGCCUUGCAAACCGAGCACCAGCGCGAAGAAACCUGUCUCAUGCAAGCCUUGGAUACGAAAAAGACGACUUUGCGGCACCGCUGGUAUUUGGAAGAGGCUGUCCUACGUCGGCAUCUCGAGGUACGACAUGGCCAAUCAUAUGGUCCUUUGCCACUUGUCGCUUUCACCACCCCCAACACCCCCAUUGCUGUUGCGGAACACUCGCCACUCGAAACUUCAACCCCGGAUACAAUCCAUCCCAGCCAAGAUUUUGUGCCUCUCAAAUUGGAGACGAUGACGUGA